CGUCACUUCUGGGGGUGACCAGCCGUGAUGACAUGAGGGGGUGGUGUGCUGAUGUCAUAGGGGGAGGAGGACAGGAAAAGCCCUGAGGGACAGUUUUCUUCCGAGACAGUUUCGGAGCUGACUGCGAGUUGUUUCCUGCGCUCUGCUCCCAGAUAAGAAGCAGAAAUGUCAUCUGACUCAACCUCCCCUGUUACUGCCACAUCCAGUGAGUCGCCAGUAUCUCCUCAAUCUCCAGAGUCUCCAAAGACCCUUAACUUACCAGGCCCUCGACGAGUGAGAGAUCGUUCUCCAUCUCCUAUGAGACACCUCGUACCUAGUCCACUCCCCACUAGACGUACAAGAACGUUUUCUGCAACUGCACGCGCUUCUGAAGGACCGUUGUACAAAGGAGUAUGCAAAUCCUUCUCCCGUUCUAAAGGACAUGGCUUCUUAAUACCUGAAGAUGGCGGGCCGGAUCUCUUUGUACACAUUUCUGAUAUUGAAGGAGAAUAUGUCCCUGUAGAAGGUGAUGAAGUCACUUACAGAAUUUGCACCAUUCCUCCGAAACAUGAGAAGAAACAAGCUGUGGAAGUUGUGAUAACUCAUUUAACUCCGGGAACAAAGCACGAGACGUGGUCUGGACACAUCAUCACUUCUUAGAUCCAUAUAGUCAGCAUCGAGUUGUUCUGUUUGUUUUUUUAUUUUACUGUUGUCUGAAAACAUUCUUUACUACGGCUUAUCACUAUCACUUAUAAAUCUUCCCACCGUGGAUGCAUUGGAUUCUA
Messenger RNA from Bufo gargarizans (Asiatic toad), 764 nucleotides. RefSeq names its product calcium regulated heat stable protein 1 (gene CARHSP1). Gene Ontology annotation, biological process: regulation of mRNA stability. Gene Ontology annotation, molecular function: mRNA 3'-UTR binding. Gene Ontology annotation, cellular component: cytoplasm. The transcript has 4 exons. Bases 166 to 639 code for a protein of 157 amino acids. Lineage: Eukaryota; Metazoa; Chordata; Amphibia; Anura; Bufonidae. The record is from RefSeq and is a predicted model, not a curated record.